Molecule: messenger RNA, 294 nt
Organism: Staurois parvus
Lineage: Eukaryota; Metazoa; Chordata; Amphibia; Anura; Ranidae
Source: the annotation of a GenBank genome assembly
ACUGAUGGGAACAGGUGGGUGGCACUGCUGGAUACUGAUGAGUGGCACUGCUGAGCACUGGUGGGCUGGCACUGCUGGGCACUGGCUGUCAGAGCCGAGAACCGGCAGUUGUCAGAGCAGGGAUCGGCACCGAUCAUCAAGGCACUGAUGAUCAGUGCCCUGAUGAUCGGUGCCCAGCAGUGCUGUCCACCAGUUCCGCCCACCUGUGCCCAGCAGUGCUGUCCACCAGUGCCCAGCGGUGACACCGACCAGUGCCCAGCAGUGCCACCCAGCAGUGCACUCACCUGUGCCCAG